AUGGUCUCUGACAAGCGCCACGCUUUAGUCAUCGGAGGUGGCUUCUCCGGCAUGUUCGCUGCCAACGAGCUCAAGGGCCGUUUCGACGUCACCCUUGUUGAUGCCAAGGAGUACUUCGAGUACACUCCUGGUGUCCUCCGUGCUUAUGUCAAGCCUGGUCAUUACGACGCUCUGUCAUUCACUUACCAGUCGAUCUUGGAGCGCACUAUGGGCAUUAAGUUCCUCUGGGGUGAGGUUACUCAGCUCGACGGUGAGAAGCAAAUCGCUCAUGUCAAGCCGAUGUUCUCCGACCACACUGAGGAGGUCGCCUUCGACUAUUGCGUCAUCGCCGCUGGUUGCACUUUCGGUCUCUUCUCCAAGUGGGGUGAGUCUCUCUGGGCUCCCACUGUCAACGAGGGUGCCAUUGCCGAGUCUGAGUGGAAUCACAUCGAUGAGCGUUUCAUCGAGGGUCGCCGUCGUCAUAUCUUCGAGGAGCAUGAGAAGCUUGCCGCCCUCAACAAGAAGAAGGCCAACGUUCUCAUUGUCGGUGCCGGUUUCAUUGAGGACAAGAAGGAGAAGGACCCCAAGAAGCGCGGUCCCGGUGGCGGAGGAUGGAUUCACGUGAACAAGCAUUUGCAGGUCUACAAGGUUAACGAGGAUGGCUCUCAGUCCCUCUGGGGUAACGGUCACAUCUUCGCCAUUGGUGAUUGCAACAUGGUCCCUGAGCUUCCCCCGAUCCCUAAGAUCUCUUAUCCUUCUGAGGAGCAGGCCGCUCAUGCUACCAAGAACAUUAAGAUCUUGGACCACCUCGAGCAUAAGGGUAAGUCCGUUGGCGGCUGCUGCGGGCUCGGUGGUGCCAAGGACCUCGUCACUACUUGGUGGCCUUGGGGUGCUGGUAUGUUCGCUACUUCUCUCGGACCUAACAAGGCCUGCUUCGUUUUGGGUGCCAAGUCUGCUCCUGGCACUGGCCAUAUGGUCCUCUGGGGCAAGCUCUCUGCCAUCCAGAAGGGUCUCAUUGAGUCCACUAAGGUCAACGAGAACAAGCGCGGCAUCAUUGGCAGUUGGGGUUGGCAUUUCGUCCAUCAUACUCCUUUCAUGAACUAG
This is a messenger RNA of Perkinsus marinus ATCC 50983, 1083 nucleotides long. RefSeq lists its product as hypothetical. Gene Ontology annotation, cellular component: cytoplasm. Gene Ontology annotation, molecular function: flavin adenine dinucleotide binding; electron-transferring-flavoprotein dehydrogenase activity. The transcript is spliced from 2 exons. The record is from RefSeq and is a predicted model, not a curated record. NCBI's taxonomy places the organism in Eukaryota, Perkinsozoa, Perkinsida, Perkinsidae. Bases 1 to 1083 code for a protein of 360 amino acids.